Messenger RNA from Lachancea lanzarotensis, 1536 nucleotides. RefSeq names its product LALA0S04e08746g1_1. The coding region runs from base 1 to 1536 and encodes 511 amino acids. NCBI's taxonomy places the organism in Eukaryota, Fungi, Ascomycota, Saccharomycetes, Saccharomycetales, Saccharomycetaceae. The record is from RefSeq and is a predicted model, not a curated record. The transcript has a single exon.
AUGUCGCUCCUCUCCGCGGAAGUCCACCAAACCGCUUGGAACGAGUCGACAACGCAACAACCGCUAUCGGUUACCAUCGAAGACGCGGAAGAUCAUUCGCCUGGGGUCUUGGCGUACUCGCUAUUCGAAAGCUCACAAGAACGUCACACACCUGAGUUUUACGCUCACAACUUGAAAAGGGACCCUUACCUCUUGGAGUCGAGUUUGCGCGAAGAAUUUAUGCUCAAGAAAUUCGAUACACCCAUGUCAGGCAACUCUGAUUCUCAUAAUUGGUCUAUCGACGACAUUUUGGCCGAAUGCACGCCCGAGAAGACCUCGUUGUGGACAGGCGCCAUUAGCGAAGAAGACCCUCUGUCAAGGGAACUCGACGACUCCUCCUUCGAUAGCUCUCCGAGCUAUAACAAACUAAACUGUGACUCUCAAAUAAUGAGCGGCCGCGAGUAUGGUAGCAAUUUGAACCCCAUAUUGCACGGUCAAACUCUCAAAGGAACAGACACCACCAACCUUGAGCCUCGCAAUCAAAGGCCCAAUGUGACGAUAAACACAAAAAUACUGCGUACGACUCCGGUUUCGUCGCCUGCGAAAACAUUUCUCAAACCCACCGAAUCUUUGACUGGCAAGAAACUUGCCAAAGCCAAAGUCACCAAGCCACGCGGUAACAGAAGUUCCAAAUUCAAUGUCGGUGCAAAAAGAGCGUCGCUUCAAAAACUGGUUGCCGAUCUGCAAUCCACAAGCACCUAUCGAUCAACCGACACAAACGGGCUUCUUGUUCGCAAAAGCGUUGCCAAAGAACUAAAAAUCGAAGACCAGUGCGCCACCCCCAUGCUUGAUUUUACUGGUACACUCUUCCCACAUGUGUGUCAAUAUCUUGCCGAACAAGCCGCCCAUUUCCAGCCUUCUGGUCAAUUUAGAACUAUUUGGAACUAUCACAGGCAGCAAACCGGGGCUGCAAUUUCCCUGAGUUUAACUCCGUAUAAUGGGGAAAUUAGCAAGGACGGUGAAAACUACCAGUUCUCUGUCAUAUCCCGGAUCUUGCCGCACGACUGCUUUGGGAAACCGCAAUGUGUCUCUAAGAAAAAAGUCAAUAAAGUUCAAGAGGAGCUGGAGCGUGAAAAAAGAGCCGCUGAUGGCUCCAUGUAUCAAUGGCGUCAUUUCAUUACCAGCUUCGAGUAUUUCAGACUUGUGUCAUUUAUGCUUGGAUCAAACUAUGACUAUAGUCUUAAUGACAAUCAAAUUGGCGAGACAAGAGGCAGCGACGGGAAAGUCAUUUCGCCAGAAAAGAGGCACGACAUGAGAACUCGAUCACACGCAAAAAUAUUUUUCGAGGGGAAAGCGGUUAAGAGUGCCCACGACUUGACCAGCGGCGAAACCGCAAACAAACGCCGAACAUUUAUCGUGGGAACUUUCGGCCAAAUAAUGGGGUACACUCAUAUGAAGCCAUUUGGCUCCGAUUCCUCACUUUCAGUAAUGGAAUUCAGGUACUUGGAAGAAGCGCUUUCCAAAGAGAUCAAUUUUCACUUAUUUCAUAAAGUUUAG